Parnassius mnemosyne (clouded apollo) is the source of this 1350-nucleotide messenger RNA. NCBI's taxonomy places the organism in Eukaryota, Metazoa, Arthropoda, Insecta, Lepidoptera, Papilionidae. The record is from the annotation of a GenBank genome assembly.
AUGUCUUCAUCGUUUUUUUUGAAAGGCAAAUCAAGACAAGUGUUUAAAAGAAAAGGUGAGAAAAUUAACAAAACGAAACAUAAAAAACAAAUCGCGCCUAACCUAGAAAAUGGUCAAGAAUCUUCCGAUAGUGAAUUGGAUAUUAAGAAAUUUUCUGAUGGAGAAGAGUCAGAAAGCGAUCAUGAAACAGCAGAGGAAAAGAAGUUAAGAUUAGCCAAAAAGUAUUUGGAAGAAAUUGAAAAAGAAGAAGCAAAAAGAGCAGAGUUGAAGGAAUUAGACGAUGCUAUUGAAAAACGAUUACAGAAAGAUUAUUUGGAACAGAAGGGUAAAUUACGUGUUGAUGUCGCAGAUAGUUAUACUGUGCCAUCUGAAAGCGAUUGUAGGUUGAUUCGAGCAAAAGAACAUCGUUUAUCAUUGACAUGUGUUUGCGUUAGUCUUGAUGGCCAGUUGGCAUUCACCGGUUGCAAAUCAGGUUGCGUUAUUAAGUGGGGUAUUAAAGAAAAGAGAAAAUUAGGCUGUCUAACAUUUAAAACACAUUCCAUUUAUUUUAAAGGAUGUGUUACCUCAAUAGCAGUGUCAUCAGACUUGAAGUUUUUAGCAACAUCAGAUGAAUCAAACAGCAUAAAUAUAUGGGAUCCUCACUCAAUGAAACACGUACACACAUUCAAAGGACAUAAAGACAUUGUUACUGGGCUUGUUUUUAGAAGGAAUACACAUGAUUUAUAUUCAGCUAGUAAAGACAGAUCAAUUAAAAUAUGGUCAUUAGAUGAAAUGGCAUAUGUAGAAACCUUGUUUGGUCAUCAAUCUUCUAUAACUGCAAUUGAUGCUUUAACGAGAGAGAGGGCAAUCACAGCAGGAGGUCGGGACACUACAGUCAGAAUAUGGAAAAUAGUCGAGGAAUCACAACUUAUUUUCAAUGGACCUAUAGGAAGUUUGGAUGAAGUUAAACUUCUGGAUGAAGAACAUUUUGUAUCUGGUAGCGAUAAUGGCUCACUUUGUGUUUGGAGUGUUUUGAAAAAGAAACCACUCUGUACUGUGACAGAAGCUCAUGGUUCAGAGAAUAAUGUUCCCAGGUGGAUUAUUAGUUUAGCAACACUUUUAAAUUCUGAUGUGUUUGCAUCAGGUUCAUAUGACAAUAAUAUCAGAUUAUGGAAAGUGUAUGAAGCAUAUAGAAAAAUAAUGCCUAUGUUUAGUAUACAAGCAUAUGGUUUCAUAAAUUGUAUGCAAUUUACUAAAGAUGGUACACAGCUGUAUGCAGCAGUGGGUCAGGAACAUAAAUCUGGUAGAUGGUUCAAAGAAAACACUGCCAAGAAUGGAUUAUUAAUAGUAAACUUUAGUCUAAAAUCUUGA